Carassius gibelio (silver crucian carp) is the source of this 1194-nucleotide messenger RNA. RefSeq lists its product as uncharacterized. The transcript has 4 exons. NCBI's taxonomy places the organism in Eukaryota, Metazoa, Chordata, Actinopteri, Cypriniformes, Cyprinidae. The record is from RefSeq and is a predicted model, not a curated record. Bases 95 to 1060 code for a protein of 321 amino acids.
AUUUAUUAUUAGCGCCAAGUGUGGUUCUUCCUGGUUAGGAGCACGCUCAUGGACGUGAAUGAAGUCAAGUGUGUUUUGGUAAAGAAUAACAGCAAUGUUGCAUUCAAAAUUUUUACUUUUUUCGAUUCAGAAGCCCACAACUAACAGGAAACUCAAACUCAUUAAAUGGCUACAAAGCAAAAAUUUACUAGCAAGGAGAGUAAAGUGCUCAAGAUGUGGCCAUAAUAUGAGAAUGAAGAGAGCUACAUCUCGAAAUCUCGACGGUUUUCAUUGGAUGUGCAGACAUAAAAGUCAUCGAGGCAAGAAAACCAGCCGAUCAGUGCGAGUCGGGUCUCUCUUCGAGAGAUCAAAACUCAGCUUGUCAUCUUGGCUAAUAUUCAUUUACAGGUUUGCUCAGGGAUUGCGGAUUAGACAAAUUGAUAUGAUGCAAGAUGGCAUUGCAAAAAGUUCCAGAACCCUCUCUAAGAUGGCUCGUAUCAUGAGGAAAGUUUGCCACUGUGCUAUAAAACGAUACAGACGAAGACAUGGACAAAUGAUUGGAAGUGCUCGAGAAUUUGCUGUUCUUGAUGAAAGUAACUUCCGUCAUAAACGAAAGUAUGGACGAGGGAGAGCAUCAACAACAUGGAGGCGAAAAAAAUGGGUCUUUGGCAUGCUAGGUGUGAGGGAUAAAUGCAGACACCCAAUCUUGCGGCUUGUGAAAAGAAGAUCAAGACCUCACCUAAUCCCCAUAGUUGUAAAACAUGUGCGUCCAGGCACUACCAUUAUUUCAGAUGAGUGGAGAGCCUACCGGGGGGCUUUGGCCAAUAUGGGCUACAAACAUUUUACAGUGAACCAUUCCCAGUGGUUUGUAGACCCACACAGUGGAGCUCAUUCACAACACCUUGAAAGAGCUUGGUUGACAUACAAAACAAGUGUAUGGAGACUAAGGGGGAACAGGACAGAGAAAAUGCUAAAAGAGCACCUCUCUCUCAUAGAGUGGACUCAUUGGCUUGGUGAAAAAAAUAAACGGGGGCCACUUGGGCGCCUAAUAAAAGAUAUUCACCAUCAAUUUCCUGUUUAGAGGACAACACACUGAACUUUUGAUUGUGUUUUAUGUAAUAUUUAAGUAAAAUACAAGUUAACUUGUCCUCUUGAUUUAAGGUGCACUGAUAUUUAAAAGCUUUGUUUAAUAAAAUGUGUAUUUUACCUUUUUAA